Messenger RNA from Puccinia graminis f. sp. tritici CRL 75-36-700-3, 508 nucleotides. RefSeq lists its product as uncharacterized. NCBI's taxonomy places the organism in Eukaryota, Fungi, Basidiomycota, Pucciniomycetes, Pucciniales, Pucciniaceae. The coding region runs from base 107 to 508 and encodes 133 amino acids. The transcript has 2 exons. The record is from RefSeq and is a predicted model, not a curated record.
CCCCGUACAUGUUGCAAUAAGAAAACACUACUGUUAAAAAGCUCAUCUAGGGUUGUCUCUUAGUGCUGGGAGCUUGCUUUUCAGCAGCCACUGUUUCUUCUACCACAUGCCUGGCCAGUUGCCGGAUGUUCGCAGAGGCCUCCCAACAUUCGGCCAGACCCAUUAUCCAACAUGCCCCAUGGUUCCCGAAAAUCCAGGUCAUCAAGUGUUCUAUAAGAACUGCACCAAGCAUCUAUGUAUGUGCAGUACAUACCCUCCGACAAGCAGACAGGUGAUCCCAGCGAGCCUUAGUAUUACCAAGACUAGCCAGGAUUCCUUAGAAGUCAGAACCGGCAGUUGGACCGACGGCCGUUCAAGCCUCAAAAAGCGUGCAAUCGUGAAAACAAAACUUAGCCUUUUUGAAACGCCGAUUUACGGGUUCGCUGGGGGUUGCAUGGCUGAUGAUGCGAUUGAUUGCAAGACAUCCAUGGCGAGUUUCCCCCUUGUUUGUUUCCGGCCUACUGGCUGA